Messenger RNA from Aspergillus costaricaensis CBS 115574, 1416 nucleotides. RefSeq names its product polyamine oxidase. Gene Ontology annotation, molecular function: oxidoreductase activity. The record is from RefSeq and is a predicted model, not a curated record. The coding region runs from base 1 to 1416 and encodes 471 amino acids. NCBI's taxonomy places the organism in Eukaryota, Fungi, Ascomycota, Eurotiomycetes, Eurotiales, Aspergillaceae. The transcript has 8 exons.
AUGAAAUUCGUUCGUGCUGCUGCAGUGGCACUGCCAGUGUUGGUGGCGCAUGCUGCGCCCCUUGCUGAGCCUACUUGCAAGGAUACAGACGUUUUGAUUCUUGGAGCUGGAGUAGCCGGUCUUACCGCCGCUCAAACCCUCUUAGACAACGGCGUCAAUGAUUUCAUAGUUCAUGGACCUGGAAGGCCAGAAACCGGCAAUGUUAAUCCCAUUUGGACUAUGGUUGAAAGGGCGAAGUUGAAUAAUGUUAAAACCGAGAAUGAGGAUAGGGUCGUGUACCCUGAAAAAAGCAGAGAUGCUGUCCAAGCUGCCCUAGAGGAAGCUGAGACCGCUACUGGAAAUGAUCGGUCCUUCCGGGCCGGUCAACGCCUUCAGCACUGGGAUCCGGCAAAGACCGAUCCAGCCGGACAGCUGGCCGACUGGUGGGCCUGGGAUUGGGAGGCUGCAUCGCCGCCAGAGGAGAAUUCAGAAGUUUUCGGCGCUAUCUCCACGAUCGCUACCUAUGAUUACUUCUCAAAGGGUGACUAUUUCGUCUGCGAUGAUCACGGAUACGUUUCUGCUUUGCGGAACAAUGUGAGCGACGUUCUCAACAAGCAUGCAGAUCGUGUUCUCUUCAAUCACAAAGUGACCGACAUCAAGCACGAUUUGGACGGGGUCACUGUGACUAGCGACCAGGAAUGCUUCAAAGCUAAAUAUGCCAUUGUGACCUUCUCCCUGGGAGUUUUGCAGAGAGGAAGAGUAAACUUUGACCCGCCACUUCCACCUUGGAAAGCCCAGAGCAUAGCUGGCUUCGAAAUAGGCACAUACACCAAGAUUUUCCUCAAGUUCAAGAGCAGUUUCUGGGACAAAACGCAAUUCCUUCUGUGGGCAGAUCCUCAUGUUCGCGGCAAUUACCCCGUAUUCCAGCCAUUGGACAUUCCCGGGUUGUAUAAGGACUCUAACAUUCUUGUGGCCACGGUGACCGGAGAGCGUUCUUACCGCGUCGAGUCACAGACAAACGAGGAGACGGCGCAGGAGCUCCUUGAGGUGCUGAAGAACAUGUAUGGUGAUAAGGUUUCCGAAUUGGAAGAAAUAUACUAUCCGAGAUGGUCUACGGAAGAUUGGUCCUACGGAUCCUACUCGUACUGGCCACCAUCGACCAGUUUACAAGAACAUCAGAAUCUCCGCGCUAAUGUCGACAGCGUCUUCUUUGCCGGUGAAGCCACCAGCCAGGAGUUCUUUGGCUACCUGCACGGGGCCUAUUAUGAGGGCAAACACGUGGCCGAAUUCCUGGCUCCCUGCAUCAGGCUGGGCCAGCAAGGGUGUAAACAAACGAAUUACGACGUGCUGACAGGAGUUACGCCGUAUGACUUGUAUAAUCCAGUCAAUGGCUGGUAUAUCUACAAUGAAACCCUUGGCGUACCUGGCCAUGACUGA